AGUUUUUUGACAGCAGUAUAAACAACAACCAGGGAUGCCAUUAUGCCAGAUUUAUCUGGCACAGCCAGAAUUUUUUGAAGCUUCCAGAUAAAAAGACAAGCCUCUCAUUCUGCCAGAUUUUUAAAUUAUGGAAGUGUUUGCACACACAUUUUGGAAAUUUGGGGAAUAUUUUCCCAAAUUUUUCAAAAAUCGAUUGAUAAAUUUCGAUGACUUUGAGGUCGCUGUUAAGUGACAGAUUUUGCCAGACAUUUUUAGUUGAUCUGCCAGAUAUCCUUUGAAAAAUAGUGGCAACCCUGACAUCAACAAUAUCAUUCAAAAAUAUAACCGUUUUCUCCAACACGACAUGUCUACCUGUUGAAAGAAACCGUUUUUCACAGGUACUCGUGAUUAUUGUGAGUUUCUUGUUUCUUUACCUUAAUUAACUGUGCCAUUUUAAAGUUUUAUUUGAUCCACAAUGUCCAACGAAAGUAGCACUAGUGACGAUUCGGAGAUCUAUUUCGGAACGCCAACGAUACACGAAAUGAAGCGGUAUUUCAAAAAGUUACAAAAUCGGUCGUUGAAUCAAUCGGACCUUAUGCCGGAAACAACGGAUGAGUCCUCCUCUGAAUUAGACGACAGUUUCCACGCAAUGAUUGAACGAAAACGGUUGGAAAUGCUCAAACUGAAAGAAGACGAAUCCAAGCUACGGGAAGACGUAUCUUCUGUUUCUAACUUAGCCGGAGGAGGUGAUGCUGAUUACCGAUCUGUUGGGAAUGAUUCCACUUUCAUAGAACAGGACUCGAUGAACAAGAUAACGGAUGAGAGUUUUGAAGAAAUGGAACGGCUUUGCUCGAUGAACCAGAGUAAACUUGGAAACAGUCACCAUCAACAGCAGGUUGAAGAGGAAAAUGCUACUAAUCGGAUUUUAGGUAGUAGCUCAAGUAAUAACGAAAUUGGGAUUUCAACGAACGUAAAAAGUCAUGUGUCUUUGCAAGUUCUCCAGCAGGUAGUUGGUAAUGUUUCAAUGUGCCUGGGAGAUGUCACUCAGCUGGACGAUAUUGAAGAGCCAUCCUGUAUGUGGGAACAAUCUAUCUUGCAAACAGGAUCUGGUAUAGCAAAAGCUAUUUCGCCGGUGAAACGCGUUCACAUGCUCAGGCCAUCAACAAUUCUGGAGGAACCAACCAUGAAUGAGAGUACUGUUAGCAGCAAUUCAAAGUAUUCACUUGAUAGCUACAUCACAGCAAAGCAGACGUGGAAUGGAAGCGAGAACAGCUCAAGUGUCACUGGAAGCGAUGUUUAUCGCACGGCAGAUGAAGUGACUAAUGAUAGUAAAUCAUCCGUUGUGAAUAGUACAGGGGAUUCCGUUGUUGGAUUCGAUGCUACGGCCAAUAAAACUAGCAUAGAGAUGAGUGUUACUCACACGAGCACUAUUAUUACUCACGUUAGCGAUAGUGAAGAUGAGCAUGAUGUGAUUGUCUUAAGCUCCAGCGAAAGUGAAGACGAUAACCAAACAGACGAGUCACUGCUAGAAGACGCAGGAAGCACUCUCGAUAAUAGUGAAAGUUUACAGGAGGAUUCCCUGUGUAAGGAAGAUGAUGAUAUUGGAGAAGAGCCUGGUUCCCCGUUAUUGGAUGCAAUCCCAGAUAAUUUCAACGACACACUGGAAGAAAUGGAAUUUAUGAUGCGCCAGGGAAUGAAAAUUAUGCAGCAGCAGAAAGUUCAGCAACAGCAGGAGCAAAAACAAUGUGGCAGUUCUCAAUCAACUUUGUCAAGUAUUCAGAAGUCUGUAACUGUUUCUCAUAUGAGCCCAGUUACUCCAGCUUAUCCCGAUCGGUACCUUAAGUCCAUACAGCCCACAGCGUCCACCUGUAAGCAAACUCUUUUUCCCCAUAGUGCAAGCAAACAUAAUUCAGGUCUAAAACCAAAUUCGGCGCCAUCCUCUGGGUCCAACAAUGGAGCUUUCAAAAAACCUAUCAGUCGCUUUCCUUUGCCGAAGUCUGCAAAAAAGUUCGAUCACAUAGUUUCACCAAUUGGAGUCUACAUAAACCGUACACCGCAAACAAGUCUACAGUCUCGCAUCUUCUGUCCAAAUCAAAAUCUAAUUGAUGUGCUGCACAGUCAACCGGAAAAUCGAGAAAGCGUAAUGAAUGUGAAGGAAAAUUUCUACCAACCCGAGGUUGACCUGGCAACAUACAGUUCAUCUUUGCCGCGAAAGGGUGUUGUCAGUUCGCGCGGAGCUCAUGUGCUUGAUGAACGGCACACGGUUCGUAUUCCUGGUGGAGAGAAGAUGCACAAACUCUUGAAUAAUUCACCAACUAUGGUUAUACGACACGAGGGAAGACUAAAGUAUCAACGCGAAACGCAGCUAACGGAUGACAGUGUGGCUGACGAUAGCAUGGCAGAUCUGUCGAUGGCGUCCGGAGAUGUAUCGGUCCGUGUGCUGAAAGAUGUCAGACGCUUCUAAUAGUUUGGUUAAGAAAGUAUGUCUGAUAUUUUUAAUGUCGUUAGGUGCAGUUUCGCUACUAACUGCUGGCUUUUAGUCGCAGUAUAUUUUACCCUAAUACGAAUCUUUUGGAUCGGUUCAAAUAUUUUCGUUUAAUAUCACCAUUUCAAAUAGGCCGCCUUCUAAUUAUUUU
Messenger RNA from Topomyia yanbarensis, 2615 nucleotides. RefSeq lists its product as uncharacterized. The transcript is spliced from 3 exons. Lineage: Eukaryota; Metazoa; Arthropoda; Insecta; Diptera; Culicidae. The record is from RefSeq and is a predicted model, not a curated record. The coding region runs from base 455 to 2443 and encodes 662 amino acids.